GACGACAUGUCAUGUUUUCCGUAUUGUGCUGUGGGAAGGGUAAUCAAGGGAUUUGGACGAGGCAGUAAAGAACUCGGAAUACCAACAGCAAACUACCCAGAGGAUGUAGUAGAACGGCUACCACAGGAGAUACAGGGAGGUGUGUACUAUGGCUGGGCUAAUGUCGAUAAUGGCACUGUGUUUAAAAUGGUGAUGAGUAUAGGCAAUAAUCCAUACUACAAAAACGAAAAAAGAUCAAUGGAAACACACAUCAUCCACAAAUUUGAGGAAGAUUUCUAUGGCAGUACAUUGAAAACAGUCAUGCUGGGAUUUAUACGACCGAUGAAGAAUUUCUCUUCUUUAGAUGAGCUUGUUACAGAAAUCCAUGCUGAUAUAGCCCACGCCAAAGAAAAGUUAGAACUACCAGAGAAUCUCGCACACAAAGACAACAAGUUUUUUGAUGAAAGUGACAAGAAACUAUCUUUUUGAUUUGUUAGUGAUUAAGAUAAUCACAUAUCAUGUUAGAUACAUAUGUCAUAGCAGGUUUUGAUAGCAAUAUUCAUAUGCAGUUAGCAAUCUCUUUCAUAGUGCAAUGCAGACUUUUAGACAGGGGGAUCGCAAUGCAUUAUGGGAUAGACUAGUGCAGAGACCUUUUUGAUUGCUACACAACAACCAGUAGAAUGCCUUGUUACAUAUGUACAUGUACCUAGUACAAUGAGUAUGGACCAAUCAUUGACAAUUUAACAUUGUUGGCUUGCUGGGUGUCUUAGAUAGCAGAUGGAGUGUGCAUAAAGAUUAAUUUAUCUAACCCUGGCAUGUCAUUUAGUUACUGUAGUAUGAAGCACAUCAGGGAGGAAACUUGAUUAAAACAAAUAUCUUAAUUACUGUAUUUAGUUAUUAAGUGCUAGAUAAUACAAGAAAAAGUACAUAAACAAAUUUUAAUUAGCUAAAAUGAAAUAGAAUGAGGUUAAAAUAGCUAGAGGCUAAACCAAUUCAUACGUUGAGACAUAGUAAGCUUUUAUUACAGUGAAACUAAAGUAAUUUAACUUACUUUCAAAACUUUUGAAAUUUAUACAUUCAUGUAAUUCCAGCAGGUGUACUUUUUGGGGCUGAAUUGAUUUCUUAAAAACAGAACAAAAAGCAGAAAAUUUACAUUACUCCUUUAUUUUCAGGAUAUGUUCAUUGUUAAACUUUUUUAACAGCUGUAGACUUCUGUAUUUGUGGGAAUAAGAGAAAUCUUUGUCUAAAUUAUUGUUUGUGAAGCCAAUUUCGUAUGUGGAAACACGUCUUUAGAAUAAUGUAAUGACCUUUUUGUAAUCCUUUACCAGUAAAACUGGAGGAAUGCAUUAACAACAUGCAUUGUGUAUGUUCCAUGUAGUCACAGGGUAUUCCAUACAGUCAUAAGGUUACUACACCCUACUUUUUGAAAGGGUACAUGUCAAUUUUAUUUAUUCUCCUGAAAAUCUUACAUGUCUGAAGUUAAAUGAUGAAAGUGUGAAGCCAUGAAUGGAUUAUUUAUAAUCAGUAAUAUAAUUAGAUGAGGCAAGUGGAAACUCAAAUGUUUUAAAAUGAAGUUUGUUUUGUGUGGUGAUGAGUGAAGAUGAAGAAGUCCAAACGCAGUUUGAGUGUUGUAUGUUUAUUGUGAUGUAGGCUAUGAAGAGAUGGAACACUCAGAUACAUACUGGUUAGAGAUGUGGUCGUAUUUAUACUAGCCAUGUUAAUUGACUGAUAAAAUACUAAUACACAUUAGCUAACAGUUAACCACGGAUUGAAUAAUACAUGGGUUAUUGCCAUGGUCUUACACUGACCAUUAUACAGACUGCAUAGAUAGGCUUCAGGUAAUGACUUAUAUAAUCAGGGAACGAAAUAAUACAUGAACAUUUGUAGUAGAUCAGUAACGACAGAAUACCUCUGGUCACUGGUAUAUAUAUUUGUUCAUAGUAGAUGUCAGUACUAAAUUACUACAGGCAGAUACAUUAUGAUGAAACAUCUGACUUAUGUCUAGCACAAUUUUUUGAAUAAUUUAAUUAACUUACAUAUAAACUUCUAAUAGUUGAGUUUCAUAGAAACCCUGUAUUCUUAAAAUAGUCCAUUGGAAUGCCAGGACAAGAAAUGUUCUACCAUGCAUUUGACUUCUGAAAUGAUAAAUUAAUUUUAUCAAAUAUAUAUAUUUUUUUUAGAUUUGAUGUUCAUAAAAUAGCAAAACAGGCCCUCUCACGUGAGAUAAUUGUAAUUUGCUUCCAAAAAUUUCUGAAAAAUAUCUAAUCUGCGAAAAAUGUUAAAGUGAAUUUAAGUUAGAAUUAGCUAGCUGACAACUGAAAAAUCCUGCUUUUUAAUUGUAUGUUAAAUCAAGACACAUUUACACUUAAAAUUAAGUUUUAGAGACUUUUGGUGCACUAGGGUGUUAAUGUGGCAAUAGUCUUGUUGUAUGGAGAAUAUACCAGUAGUGUCAGGGAAAUAUCAUACAGGUAGUGUCAGGGAAACAUCAUAUACAGGUAGUGUCAGGGAAAUAUCAUACAGGUAGUGUCAGGGAAAUAUCAUACAGGUAGUGUCAGGGAAAUAUCAUACAGGUAGUGUCAGGGAAACAUCAUACAGGUAGUGUCAGGGAAAUAUCAUACAGGUAGUGUCAGGGAAAUAUCAUACAGGUAGUGUCAGGGAAACAUCAUACAGGUAGUGUCAGGGAAAUAUCAUACAGGUAGUGUCAGGGAAACAUCAUACAGGUAGUGUCAGGGAAACAUCAUACAGGUAGUGUCAGGGAAACAUCAUAAAGGUAGUGUCAGGGAAACAUCAUACAGGUAGU
Ylistrum balloti is the source of this 2779-nucleotide messenger RNA. Its product is annotated as riboflavin kinase-like. Gene Ontology annotation, biological process: FMN biosynthetic process; riboflavin biosynthetic process. Bases 7 to 468 code for a protein of 153 amino acids. The transcript is spliced from 4 exons. The record is from RefSeq and is a predicted model, not a curated record. Gene Ontology annotation, molecular function: riboflavin kinase activity. NCBI's taxonomy places the organism in Eukaryota, Metazoa, Mollusca, Bivalvia, Pectinida, Pectinidae. Gene Ontology annotation, cellular component: mitochondrion.